AGAAUAUUCAGCUUUCUCGUCACGUAUCACCACACAGGGUAAUAACACACUGAGAUGGAUACAGUGCAAUGGAAAUUAUGCACUAUCACUGUGCUGCUGCUGACUCUAUACCAUAGCCGCGCUGCAGCUGCCACUCUGAAGGAGCAUCUGGCUGAUUGUCUGGAGGACAAAGACAAUGCUGAGCUGCUGUACACAGCAAAGACUGGCCUUCCACACAUAAAGACACAUCAUCAUGUUGUUAUUGUUGGAGCUGGUAUGGCUGGGCUGACAGCUGCCAAGCUACUGCAAGAUGCAGGACACAAGGUUACCAUAGUAGAAGCUAGUGGUCGCAUUGGGGGACGAGUUGAAACCUACAGAAAUGAAAAAGAUGGAUGGUAUGCUGAAUUGGGGGCCAUGAGGAUCCCAGGAUUUCACAAAAUUGUCCAAUGGUUUGCUACAGAGCUGGGGGUCAAGUUAAACCCAUUCAAAAUGGAUGACCCCAACACCUUUUACUAUGUUAAUGAGCGGCGGAUUAGGACUAUUGUAGCAGAAUCAAAUCCCAGUCUCCUUGGGUACAAGGUGUGGCCAAGUGAGAAAAACAGGACACCGGAUGAACUCCUACAACAAGCUUUACAGAAGGUGAAGGAUGAGGUGGAGAGGCAUGGCUGCUGGGCUGCACUGAAAAAAUAUGACCAUUACUCUGUGAAGGAAUACCUUAAAGAAGAAGGCGGUCUGAGUCCAGAAGCAUUGAGAAUGAUUGGAGAACUGCUCAACGAACAGAGUCUUAUGUACACAGCGCUGACUGAGAUGAUCUAUGACCAAACUGACAUCAGUGACAGCGUGUAUUACUUUGAAGUGGAUGGUGGGUCUGACCGUCUCCCCAAAGCUUUUCUUACUGUCCUCGAUGUCCCCAUUCUCCUAAACUCCAGAGUCAAGCGUAUCAGCCAGUCCCAUAAAGGGGUCAUUGUAUCAUACCAAGCAGAUCAACAGUCUUCUCUUACCGAUCUUCAUGCUGAUGCUGUCCUUGUAACAACCACAACAAAAGCAGCUCUUUUCAUGGAUUUCAAUCCACUUCUGCCCCAAAAAAAGAUGGAGGCCCUGAGCGCUGUCCAUUAUGACAGCUCCACUAAAAUCCUGCUCAUCUUCAAGAGAAAAUUCUGGGAGGAUGACGGCAUCCGAGGAGGAAAGAGCAUCACGGAUGGGCCCUCUCGUUUCAUCUACUACCCCAGCCACAGUUUCCCCAAAAAUAAGACCAUCGGUGUCCUCCUGGCGUCCUACACCUGGUCUGAUGACUCACUACUCUUCCUAGGUGCAAGUGACGAAGACCUUAAAGAGCUGGCUUUGAGAGAUUUGGCAAAGAUUCAUGGUGACCACAUCAAGGCUCUCUGCACAGGGGUCUUGGUGAAGAAGUGGAGCAUGGAUCCUUACAGCUUGGGUGCCUUUGCUCUCUUCACGCCCUACCAGCACUUAGAAUAUGCUAAGGAGCUCUUUAAAAGUGAAGGCAGGGUGCACUUUGCUGGUGAGCACACAGCCUUUCCUCAUGCCUGGAUUGAGACAUCUAUGAAAUCUGCAAUCAGGGCAGCAAAAAACAUUAACAGAGCUGCACGGCUGCAUUCAGAUUCUAAAUGUCAACCACGAGAUGAACUCUAGGCUC
Archocentrus centrarchus (flier cichlid) is the source of this 1633-nucleotide messenger RNA. Its product is annotated as L-amino-acid oxidase-like. The record is from RefSeq and is a predicted model, not a curated record. Bases 55 to 1629 code for a protein of 524 amino acids. Gene Ontology annotation, biological process: amino acid catabolic process. Gene Ontology annotation, molecular function: L-amino-acid oxidase activity. The transcript is spliced from 7 exons. NCBI's taxonomy places the organism in Eukaryota, Metazoa, Chordata, Actinopteri, Cichliformes, Cichlidae.